UUUAAGUGAAUUCUUUGUGUUUAUAUAAUUUUUAAAAAUGGCUGCGUUUCAUAGAUUGCAUAUUAUUUUAAGAAAAACCAAAUGUUUUAAUGAAUUUAUUCGGUUUAAUCGUUCUAUAUUAAAUUCGUUAACAAUUCGUAGUUUGUGUACAUACAUUGAACAACCUAAAUCUAAAAAUAAUUUUAAAUUCAGUUUAAUUGGUACUGCUGUUGGUUUUGCACUUGGAAUAGGCUAUGCUUUAAAAGAAAUUGCAAGUGCCAAACAGAAAUUAGCCUUAGAAGGCACUAUAGUAGGAACAAAACUACUAAAACACAAACCAGAUGUUAAACUAUCCAGAACAGUUUUUUCUCAUAUUGAUAAUACUGGAUUACAGUUGACAUUGUUUCAAUAUCAAUCUUGUCCAUUUUGUUGCAAAGUAAGAGUCUUAUUGGACUAUUAUGGUUUAUCAUACGAUGUUGUAGAAGUUGAUCCUGUGUUCAGACAAGAAAUUAGUUGGUCAAAUUAUAGGAAAGUUCCAAUUCUUCUUGUAAAAAUUGAUAGAGAAUACCAAAUAUUAACAGAUAGUUCAAUGAUUGUAUCACUUUUAACAUCCUAUUUAAAUUCCAAAUCUGUUAAAAUUAAUGAACUUGCAAAGUUUUAUCCAACAAUGGUAAUGUACAAUGAGAAAGGACAAUUUAAACAUGAAAUUGUUAAUAAAUAUUUUCUUAUGUAUCCAAACUCUGUGUUUCAAGAUAAAGAUUUGAAUCAUAUCAAUGAAGAAUAUAAGUGGAGAAAAUGGACGGAUAAUGUUUUUAUACAUACUCUUUCACCAAAUGUUUAUAGAACAUUAAAAGAAGCAUACCAAACAUUUAAUUGGUUUUCUAAAGUUGGUCACUGGGAUGAAUACUUUCCAUUUUGGGAACAAGCAAUAAUGGUUCAUGUUGGAGCCUUUGCAAUGUGGCUGAUUUCAAAAAGACUGAAAAAAAGACACAAUUUAAAAGAUAAUGUUCGUGAAUCAUUUUAUGAUGAGAUAAAUAUUUGGCUGUAUGAAAUUAAAAUCAAAGGAGGCAUAUUUAUGGGUGGCUUAAAUCCAGAUUUAUGUGAUCUUACAGUAUAUGGAGUCUUGAAUUCAAUUGAAGGUUGUCAAGCAUUCAAAGAUGCAUUAAUAAAUACAAAUCUAGGUACAUGGUAUAAUGCAGUAAAAGAAAAGGUUGAUUCUCAUUCAGAUAGGCGCAUGACUACAAGAACUAAAUACCUAACCUAACUGACCAUGUAUGAAACAAUUAGGAGCCGUGGAACGAUUUGGAUUUGGAUGAUAUAGGAUGUAUGCAUCAGAAAUAAUAUAGUCAAACGGACCAAUGCAUAGCAACCAUAUAACGAAAGCAAGCACAUUAGUGAAAAAACAAAACGAUUAUUUCAUAUACAAGUGAUUAUUGAUGUUGGAAGUGAUAAAAAGUCUAAAACAAAUUAUCUUUAAAUUUUAUUAUUACAUGCGCAGAAAAUCAGGGAUAUCAAUUUCUACUAUGAUGUCAACAUUGUCGACUGACCGUUAAUCUAAUAUAUUUCUUUCUUUUUCUCCCAAUUUCCUUUCUUUCCCCUAUUCCUCUUUUUCUCCAACGUUUAUAGAACUUUCAUCUUCGCUACAUCGUAUUCUUGGUC
Molecule: messenger RNA, 1638 nt
Organism: Ceratosolen solmsi marchali
Lineage: Eukaryota; Metazoa; Arthropoda; Insecta; Hymenoptera; Agaonidae
Gene: Su(P)
Product: prostaglandin E synthase Su(P)
Exons: 6
Coding region: 38-1243 (401 amino acids)
Cellular component (GO): mitochondrion
Molecular function (GO): prostaglandin-E synthase activity
Source: RefSeq, a predicted model, not a curated record